GCCAUUUUGUUUUCGGCGUUUCGUUGGGUUGUCCUGCGUUAAAACAGACGGCCAGAAGGGGGGCGGCCGUGCUUCAAAUUCGCUUUGGCGGCAGUUAAGUUUUUUUUUUUUCUCCCUCCCUAUCUAAUUUCCUUUACCGGUUCUGCCCUCAUGUCUGCCCCAGAGGAAGGCGCACCCAGGCGCCGCUGGGAUGUGGACGGCGAGAAAGUUGUGUAUUCGCGCUCGCAUCUUCUCUUCUCGGGCACUAAACCGCUGGAGGACGCGUUCGAGGUGUUCGUGCCGGAGUCCAAGCACUUCAUGAGCUCAGACACAGAGCUCUGGAACUUCCUCUGCAGCUUGAAACGAGACUUCUCGCCGGUCAUUCUACGGAGCAAAGACGUGUAUGGCUACUCGUCUUGCCGCUCGAUUGUCCCCGACCCCAGCCAGUUCACACGCGGUAAGCCCAAAGACAAACCGCCAGCGGCGGCUCCACCGAAGAAGCUUCCUGUCAAGAGGAAGAGGAGAGGGAUGAGACUGAGCUCCAGGAAGCGGCGGCGGGGUAGGACGGUGGGCAGUGAAGGCACCGGGGGCAGCGAGGAGUCCGUAGCCGGCAGCACUAGCGGAGGCAGUAGUGUCUGCAGUAGCCCGACCCCGUCUGAGGUACAGGGACUUCUACACUUAGGCAAGUCACUUGAGGACAUCUGGAAAGCGGCUACCCCUAAGCUGACGGUGUUCCCCACGAUACGGGUCAGUGAUGUGUCCUGCGAGGCCAAAGUGGCCGCUGCCCGAAGGAAGGCUCAGAAGAUCCUGCAGGUCAACUUGCAGCCUGUGGUCAAGAUCCGGCGCUUCCCGAUCCUUUCCCCCUCCUGAGGAGGAGAUCGGCGGGCAGCCGUCUCCCACAUAGCGGAUCGGGUGCCAUGGUAGCCCUGCUCUGCUCCCUGUGCACUUUUAAUGCUGGUCUUGCUUGGAGCCUUUGGCGACAACAACUUUUGGCUGUGGCUUGGACGUUUUUUAUGUCUAGGCUGUUUACAGAUUUCAUGGACUUAUCGUGUGUUCACUGCACUUUACUGCAAAGAUUUACUACUUUCAUAAUAGAAAAAGGGAUCUUCCUAUUGUGGACUUGUCUCGGGGGAUCCUACUUUGCCUGCCAGAUCUCCGAGUCACAUCUGCCCCUAAACAUAAUGUUGGGAUGUAGUUGCAAUAUUUGUUCAUAUUCUAGAAAUGUGCCUGCCGCCCGCUUCUCGGACUAUAGAUCGACUGAAGGACCUUGUGGCUCUGGAUUCCAUCACCUGACUGCCUAUAAGCCUGUGAAUCUAACGUUAAUACUGUGUGGGUGAUCGUUUUGAUUGCACAGCAUAACACUUGGAAAGGUUCUGAUGGAGCUGGGAGGGGCUUAGUGGGUAUGAAGUUCACCUACCCUAUGUUGGAAGGACUGGGUCACAUGAUAAAGGGGAGUCAAACAUACUGUUUCUGGCAAGCAGAAUGAUUACCUUUGUAAAACCAGGUGGACCAGGACUACUAACAGGUCUGGUUAUGCAAAGAAUUUUCAAGAAUUCACUCUGCAACAUCACGGCCUGUGUUUCUUUGGCAGCAACUACCUCACAAAUCCUGGAGUUUCACAGAAGUCAAUAUCCAAAGACUGUAUAUUUGUGUGUAAACUAUGAUUUCCCUUAUAAUUUGUAUCACUGACUGUUUGCCAAGAAUUUUGAAAGAGCUUUGGUGUGUAAAGAACUGUGACUCUAAAUGCAAGUUUAUGCAAAUGUUAAGUUUUCUUACUUGAAAUGAGAAGGGCAAAGCAAGUUCACUUGUAACUGUAAAACAAUGUGUUUUGUGACACUUUCUCUUGGGUUGCAUUUAAAAAGAAAAUAA
Messenger RNA from Spea bombifrons (plains spadefoot toad), 1848 nucleotides. RefSeq names its product coiled-coil domain containing 71 like (gene CCDC71L). Bases 151 to 849 code for a protein of 232 amino acids. NCBI's taxonomy places the organism in Eukaryota, Metazoa, Chordata, Amphibia, Anura, Pelobatidae. The record is from RefSeq and is a predicted model, not a curated record. The transcript has a single exon.